AUGGCCAGAACUUUCUUUGUCGGUGGUAACUUCAAGCUAAAUGGUAACAAGCAAUCCAUUAAGGAGAUUGUUGAGAGAAUCAACAAGGCUUCUAUCCCACAAAAUGUUGAGGUCGUCUUGUGCCCACCAGCCCCAUACUUGGACUACGCUGCUGGCUUGGUGUCCAAGCCUCAGGUCUCUGUCGGUGCCCAGAACGCCUACUACAAGGCUGCUGGUGCCUUCACCGGUGAGAACUCUGUUGAGCAGAUCAAGGACGUUGGUGCCAAGUGGGUCAUCAUCGGUCACUCCGAGAGAAGAACCUUGUUCAAGGAGACCGACGAGGAGGUCGCUGAGAAGACCAAGUUCGCUUUGGACCAAGGUCUAGGUGUCAUCUUGUGUAUCGGUGAGACCUUGGAGGAGAAGAAGGCCGGUGUCACCUUGAAGGUCGUCGAGACCCAAUUGAACGCCGUCAUCGCCCAGGUCAAGGACUGGUCCAACGUCGUCGUUGCCUACGAGCCAGUGUGGGCUAUCGGUACCGGUUUGGCCGCUACCCCAGAGGACGCUCAAGACAUCCACGCCAGCAUCAGAAAAUACUUGUCUGAGAAAUUGGGCGCUGACGUCGCUGAGAAGACCAGAAUCUUGUACGGUGGUUCCGCCAACGGCUCGAACGCUGUUACCUUCAAGGACAAGAAGGACGUCGACGGUUUCCUCGUUGGUGGUGCUUCUUUGAAGCCAGAGUUCGUCGACAUCAUCAACUCCAGAAACUAA
This is a messenger RNA of Lachancea thermotolerans CBS 6340, 747 nucleotides long. It is a transcript of the gene TPI1, whose product is annotated as triose-phosphate isomerase TPI1. Gene Ontology annotation, molecular function: triose-phosphate isomerase activity. The coding region runs from base 1 to 747 and encodes 248 amino acids. NCBI's taxonomy places the organism in Eukaryota, Fungi, Ascomycota, Saccharomycetes, Saccharomycetales, Saccharomycetaceae. Gene Ontology annotation, cellular component: cytosol. The transcript has a single exon. The record is from RefSeq and is a predicted model, not a curated record. Gene Ontology annotation, biological process: glycerol catabolic process; gluconeogenesis; glycolytic process.